UGCAACUUGAACAGCUGAAUGUUGAUAAAUAGAAUGUUGAUAAAUAUAUACAACCCAUAGAUAUUAUGGUUAUUUACAUAUUUAAAAAAGGAGUUUAUUAUGUGCUAGGUUUUUAGGACGUUUAUAGUAACCUGGGACGGGGUUUUCCUGACCCUGAUUGCCGGACAUGGUGUACCGCGUGGCAGUUGUGGGAGCCGGACCGGCGGGAUUGACGGCCGUCAGAUGGUGCCUGCAAGAGAACCUCGUGCCCACGUGCUUCGAGAAGGCUGACGCAAUCGGAGGCCUGUGGCAUAUUACGGACGGAGAUGAUGAUCGAACGACGGUAAUGUCGUGCACAGUGGCGAACAUAAGCAAGGAGCUGACGGCGAUGAGCGACGUACCGCCCCCAGAAAGUCUCCCCGUGUACCUGACGGGUCGCCGCCUCUUAGAGUACCUCCAGCUGUACGCCCGCCAACAUGACCUGGAGCAAUACGUUCAGUUGAAUACUGAGGUAAUAUGUAUAGAGGAAGCGGCUGACCACGCCCAGACCGGUCAGUGGACGGUUCGGACAAGGCGGGUCAAAGGCAAACAUGACGCUUCAGCCGAACACGGGUAUGACGAUGUGGAACAGACGUUUGACGCCGUUAUUGUCGGGUCUGGUGUCAUGGCAAAACCAUACAUUCCGGAGUUUCCUAAUCUGCAGAAUUUUCAAGGGCGGAUACUUCAUUCUAAACACUACAAAUCAUGGGCUGGAUUCGAGGGGAGGCGUGUCCUCGUUGUAGGGGCGGGUAACUCUGCAGCAGACGUGGCGUGUGACAUCAGCACAGUUGCCGAACAGGUGUAUCUGAGUACACGGAACGGUCUGUGGCUCGGUGAGCGGCGGGCGGCGCGGGGUCGCCCAUUCGAUAUGAUCUUAUCCCGGUUCACUAACGCCGCCAUGCAUUACUUCCCGAGUCUAUUGAACAAGGUCAUUGCAAAACAACUAAAUGCCAAAUUUGACCAUGAACUGUACGGCUUAUGUCCGAAAGUAGCGCCAUUCCAGAGCACCACAUGUUUAAGCGAUGAACUUUCAUAUAAGCUGAUGACAGGUAAAGUGAAAAUCAAAAAGUGUAUAAAAUGCUUCACAAAAACUGGCGUGGAGUUUGUUGAUGGAGACGUCAUUGAUACGGUAGAUGACGUCAUAUUUGCAACCGGAUAUAAGCCCGACUUCCCUUUCCUCUCCGAUGGAAUUCUGGGAGAGGAUAAGACCCAGAUGUUCCUCACAAUGUUCCCCUUGAACCGGAAGUACCCUACCCUGGUAUUUCCGGGCUGCUUCCGAAUGAAGGGUCCGAUCUUAGUUGCCAUUGAAAUGCAAAAUCGCUACGCCGCCAAAAUAUUAAAGGGCACAUUGAAACUCCCGUCGCAGGGCGACAUGCACAACUGGGUGGAGGCAAACAAUGAGCAGAGCCGGAAGUGGCGCUCAGCGACGCUCGUGCACGCGUCACAGGUUGAUUACGUCCCAUUCAUGGAUGAUAUUGCAACCCGCAUCGGCUGUAAACCGCGUAUAGGUUGGCUGCUGCUUACGGACCCGCGGCUUGCACUCCGCUGUCUGUUCAGGGCCUGCACAUCCUACCAGUUCCGGUUGCACGGACCGGAUGCCUGGAAGGGCGCUAAAGCCGCCAUUAUGGGACAAGAUGACCGGACUUUCUCCUCCUUUAGAGAAGGGCAUAAUCGCGACGGUGGUCAGCAAGAACCCAACCGGCAUUGGUUAAGGUGGCUGAUGGUCGUAGGUCUACUAGCAGCUUUCGUUAGUAAAGUAUUGAUGUGAAACACUCAAAUUUUGUCUGAAAGCCUGUAUUUGGACACUAGGACCCGGUAAUGAGCAUAUAAAACUAAUAACCAUCAGCGACUAAAUAUGGACAGGCAAACGUGACAUUUUUUUGAAGGUUUGUUAUAUAUUAAUGUAAAUGUGCGAACGACUUGUGUCAUAUACACCGUCUUCCUAUUGGUGCAAUUAUAAUUUUCUAUGUUUUCAUAUUUGUCGCAGAUAUGUUUAAGUCGUAACCGUACAAUCACUGUUGUGACCACUAAUCAUCUGCAAUUCCAUAAUGUAUCUAAAUAACUAGAUAAACAGCUUCUUAUAUUUAUUACUAUUCACAAUAAAGUUAUACGUGAACAUUC
Mya arenaria is the source of this 2139-nucleotide messenger RNA. Its product is annotated as dimethylaniline monooxygenase [N-oxide-forming] 2-like. The record is from RefSeq and is a predicted model, not a curated record. The transcript has 8 exons. Gene Ontology annotation, molecular function: NADP binding; N,N-dimethylaniline monooxygenase activity; flavin adenine dinucleotide binding. Lineage: Eukaryota; Metazoa; Mollusca; Bivalvia; Myida; Myidae. The coding region runs from base 167 to 1786 and encodes 539 amino acids.